CCCAAAAUUACUGCAGUAAUUAACUUUUAAGAUUUUAUAAAAUUUCAGUAUUGUGUUAAAAUCUUUAUAAUGAAAGGGAGUGAAUCAUUUGAUGCGAUGUUUUCGGUUAUUAUGACAUCGCAGUCAUUGUGACGUCAUAAGGCAUCAUCAAAAGUUUCUGUUGUUAGAGACAAACAAAUUUUUAGAAAAGAUGGGCAUCUCUCAGAGCUGUUUGGCCAAAAAUAACAAAGUAGGUGUGUUGAAGGAGGAAAAGGAAGUUUACGAGAAAGUACUGCGAACAAUGGUCACAAAUGAGGUGACAGAAAAGAAAGGAGGUGUGGCGUUUGGUCUUACAUUCCUCUCGGAGGAAACCCGAAAGGUUCCACCACCAAGACUGCUGGAGGACAAAAAAGGGGAUUUUGAGAAAUGGAGAGAAUCUCAAGAAAAGGCACAGGCUGAAAAGCAGGAUCGGGCCCAACAGAACAGAGAGGAAGCCCGUAUUCAUAAAGAAAUUGAAGCUGCUCACAAAGAAAUGGAGAGGCUGGAGAAAUAUGUUAACAUUUGUCCUGAAUAA
Messenger RNA from Saccostrea cuccullata (small rock oyster), 553 nucleotides. RefSeq lists its product as uncharacterized. Bases 191 to 553 code for a protein of 120 amino acids. The transcript has 2 exons. The record is from RefSeq and is a predicted model, not a curated record. Lineage: Eukaryota; Metazoa; Mollusca; Bivalvia; Ostreida; Ostreidae.